Messenger RNA from Syngnathus typhle (broad-nosed pipefish), 912 nucleotides. It is a transcript of the gene foxr1, whose product is annotated as forkhead box R1. The transcript is spliced from 7 exons. Lineage: Eukaryota; Metazoa; Chordata; Actinopteri; Syngnathiformes; Syngnathidae. Gene Ontology annotation, cellular component: nucleus. The record is from RefSeq and is a predicted model, not a curated record. Gene Ontology annotation, molecular function: DNA-binding transcription factor activity; sequence-specific double-stranded DNA binding. Gene Ontology annotation, biological process: regulation of DNA-templated transcription.
AUGAGCUGCAGCUGCAGCACCAUGCAUUAGCCUCUGAGUUUGUUUAAGAAGGCCAAAAGCAAAAGAAAUCAUUCUUUUCAAGGUUUGGACAUGACUUUUAAACUUCACACCCAAUCUCGACUCCUUGACCUGCACUGCUCCGUAGGUCUGACAGACUGGGACAUGGACCAGGAGCUCAAACUGGCAACAACUACUGAUCAAUUUUGCCAUGAUGAUGAACUUGAUGAUCCAUAUGUGACGCAGAGGACUUUGGCCUCCCAAAGAAAAGAUGACUUCAUUUGGUAUGAUGAAACAUCUGACACCUUUGUGAAGCCAAACCCGUGGCUCCUAGUCAAUCCUAACAUUGCCUGUCCCAUCGUCUACGGAGAACCCGCUGCAGGUCAACUGAAUCACCAAGACCGUUCCGAGGAACCCCUAAUUCCAAUGACGUGUUCGCCAGUCGGAGAACAGCAAACGUCAUCUCCUCAGGAUGCCGUCUCAUGUCAGACAGCACAACGCAAACGCAAGGGGAGAACCCCAAAGGACGAUAAAUCCUUGAAGCCAGGAUGUUGGCCUCGGCCACCAGUGAAUUAUUACAUCCUCAUUGCUCUGGCACUUAAAAGCAGCCACAAUGGGAGCCUCAAAGUUCAACAGAUUUACAACUUCACCAGAGAACACUUUCCUUUUUUUCAGACCGCUCCUGAUGGCUGGAAAAACACAAUUCGCCACAACCUGUGCUUCAACAGCAGCUUCCGAAAAACCUGCAACCAGAUGUGCAGGGAUGGUAAAAGGAAGUCCUGCUUUUGGUACCUGACUCUAGAAGGCCAACGCCGACUGGAGAAUGAGCUCCGCAUGCUGCCGGCAGAAUCUUUAAAGCAGUUGGAGAGAAGCAUGUCCCAUCCAGAUAUAAUUGCAGAAGUUCUUGGAAUGUGA